AAAGGUCUGAAUGCAUGAUUGGAUACAGCUGUGCAGCUCUGCGUGUGCAGAAACAGUCCUGACAUCUGAAUUAGGCCAUAUUGUGGAGGAUCAUGGAUGAUUUGGCAUUGGAACGUUACUUUGAUGAUUCUAUCGCAAAUGACCCAAGCUACAUGGUUGAGGAGGAGCUUGAUCUUCAAAGCUCUCUCAAACAGUCACAUGCAUCAAGCACCAACUCACAGAAUUCAUUCAACCUAUUGGGUGAGACUGAAACAAGUGGCAGGUUGGGUAAUGAUCUAGACCUCAGCUUCCUACCUGAUGACCUCAGCAAUCAAAGCUCUAGUAUCACAGCCCUAGCUACAGCAGCCACAAAUCAAAAUGCUGAGCUUGAUGUUUUGGAGGACAGUGGCAUAAAUCUGGAUGAUGAUUUGCACAAUAUUGCUGCAGUGAAACGUCAAGUUCCAGUCAAUUUGGGAUCGGAGAGCAAUGCUUCCCCGUUCUGUCCUAUGACUCCAAUGACCCCGAUGACUCCAAUGACCCCUGUGACAGAGAAAUCGGGAAUCAUUCCACAGCUACAAAACAUUGUCUCCACUGUAAACCUUGGUUGUCCGUUGGAUCUAAAAUUUAUUGCACUCCAAGCCAGAAAUGCAGAAUACAAUCCAAAGCGCUUUGCAGCUGUAAUCAUGAGGAUCCGUGAGCCUCGAACAACAGCACUGAUCUUCAGCUCAGGGAAGAUGGUCUGUACAGGAGCCAAAAGCGGCUGCAGUGAGGAGCAGUCCCGUCUGGCAGCGAGGAAAUAUGCCCGGGUAGUCCAGAAACUUGGCUUCCCUGCCCGGUUUCUCGACUUUAAGAUUCAGAACAUGGUGGCCAGCUGUGACGUCUGCUUCCCCAUCAGACUGGAAGGACUGGUUCUCACCCACCAACAAUUCAGCAGUUAUGAGCCUGAGUUAUUCCCAGGACUCAUCUACCGGAUGGUGAAGCCUCGUAUCGUCCUGCUCAUCUUCGUAUCUGGGAAGGUGGUUCUGACUGGAGCUAAAGAACGUGCAGAGAUCUACGAAGCCUUUGAGAACAUUUAUCCCAUCCUGAAGGGCUUUAGAAAGCAGUGACAGCAUUUUUGUUCUUGUGUAAUUAAAAUGAUAUGUGUUUAAUGAUUUGUGGAUAUGUUAAAUUCAGUGUCACACCAUUGUUGAUUUCCCUCAAACAAAAUAAAUAUUUUUUUAAAAUGUU
Molecule: messenger RNA, 1206 nt
Organism: Gambusia affinis (western mosquitofish)
Lineage: Eukaryota; Metazoa; Chordata; Actinopteri; Cyprinodontiformes; Poeciliidae
Gene: tbpl2
Product: TATA box binding protein like 2
Exons: 8
Coding region: 93-1085 (330 amino acids)
Biological process (GO): DNA-templated transcription initiation
Molecular function (GO): RNA polymerase II general transcription initiation factor activity; DNA binding
Source: RefSeq, a predicted model, not a curated record